AUGGACAACCUUGAAACGCCAUAUGACGAAGAAGCUGAAUUUAUUGAUUGUAAGGCCUGUGAAAAGUCCUUACGUGGAGAGACCUUGUACAAGAUACACCUGACCUCCCCUGGACACAUAAAGAGAGAGGAAAUGCUUGUUGCUCAGGGACUGGCCGUCAGAAAACACGCCAUCCCCAGCUUUAAGGACAUUUCCCAGUACCUGGAUUACCUGAAGCUCGAUGAGCCCAUCAUCGGUUUGGACUUUUUGGAUGAAAUCCCUAAUCCAGACCCCCAAACGGGCCCCAAAUACAUGUGUACGUUAUGUAACCAGAGUUCCCCCCUGGCGGACAUGGUCUACCAUGUGAUUGGACGUAAACACAGGCUGAAAUAUGUGGAACAAAAAAGGCCCGACUUGGUAACCUGGGAUGGUUUAACUAUUAGAAACCAAGGAGGGAAGGUCAUGAAAGCCAAAGCAGAAUUAAUAGAGAGACAGGACGGACGUGGCAAUCCAAAGCCGUUACUGAAAAGGGGACUCGAGGGCAACUUAAACAUCUCAAGUGGUCCCCAAAGGAAGCAGCAAUUUAGAGACCGAAGCCUCCCACUCGCAGCCCAACAGGAGGUGCCUCCACUCUUACCCCAACUCCAGGAGUUUUGCAGGAGGAGGAGCGGCUUCGGUUACGCGGACUCUCUCCCUCUGAGUCCGGAGGAGCCCGACAGGAGCAGAAAACGGGAGCGUCUGAGCCGCGACCGCGAGGACAGCGGCGAUCUGCGACGGGGAAACUACAGUGAGGAGUACAGGGGGGACUUUAGGAGUCCCGACUACGCUCCGUACGGAGGAAAAUACGCCCCGGACCCUCAGAGAUCCGGAGGUUUGGAGCCCCAGUCGGGUCCCCGGUUUGGCUUCCAGGAGCAGGCGCCUCCUGCCCAGGCUCUGCAUCAGCAGUACUACCCCGAGGACCCCACUCCCGACCAAACCCCGCCCUACCCUGAACCGGGUUUCUACUCCGAGGAGGUCCGGCGGAGGCAGGACUACCCCCCCCCCCAGCAGGCCCAGCCCUGGUCCCUGGGGAGAGACCCCGGGAGGCACGACGGGGACCCCGAGGCCAAACGCAGGACCCUGUCCUCCCCUCCGGACGGGGACCGCUCCCGGGGAAAUUUGUUCAACAUCAUCAAAGAUUACAAUCAUGAGAUGAGAGGCCCCUUCAGCAAGGAGGCGUUCGACCCCCCCGGGCCCAGCAGGGCGGGAGCCCCGUCCCCCCAGAGACACGCCCAGGUCCCCAACAGCAUCGCCAACAUCCCGGAGCCCUUCCGCCGCUUCCUGAAGGGGAACGACGAGAGGAGAGGCAAAAGGAAAAGCCGCUUCUCCGACGCCACCCCCGAGGAACUGGAGAGGACCAAGGAAAUGUUCAGUGAUGGAUACGGACCUCAAAAUCCACAGACGGGUGGAAAUCCGAGAGCCAUCGGGACUCCUCUGAGACCAGAAUUCAAUGAAGCACAGUAUAUGAACCAUUAUGGAGGAUCACAGAGUUCACAUUUUACGGGAGGCUACCACACAGGAGGCUCUGAGUCUGACGGGGUCUUUGACAUGCUGAAAAACAUUGAAAUUGAGAACGCAGAAGACGCUAACUUUUUGAAGAGCAAACUUUCCAGCCUUCUGGAUGAAUUCAAGGCCAAAAAAAUGGAGAAGGCUUUGUUGAAUCGCCAAAGUCGAGAAGGAGGAAUGUCCAGAAACUAUCCCGACUUCCAGCAGGAUCCACAACCGUCUCAGCUGCCCCAGUAUGACAGAGGCCAGAGACAAGGACCCAUCCAAAGAGGCCCCGAAAACCUCGACUACAACCAGGGAAACAGAGGAGGCUGGAAGCAGCAGGAGAACAGAGCCAGUGAACAGCCCCAACAAUAUAACUAUCCUGCUCGAGGCGACUCCAGACACUCGAGCAGAGGCCGUUACGAAGAUGAGGCGCCAUACUAUCCUAAAAGAUUUGAAGAACCCAUGCACCGUCUUGACUACCAGGCCCCUGUAGAGGAUUUGUUUGCCUCCCACUCCUCUGCACCUCCCGCCCACAUGGAGCAAAUGAGCCGGAUGCAGAGGGAUGCUCGCUACAACAGUCUGGACAAAAUCACCUCCACUCUCCUUGAACUCGUUGGAAGAAAACAAUAACUGUCACAAUUUGCAGGAUUGUUCUGUAAAAAAAAACAUUGUUAGAAGAUACAUUUCUAACUAUUUUGUUUCAAACACUUGUCAAAAAUUUUGUUUUUGUAGUUUUUGAAUGUUCCAACAUCAAUAAAAUGUUUACAUCCA
This is a messenger RNA of Menidia menidia (Atlantic silverside), 2280 nucleotides long. The record is from the annotation of a GenBank genome assembly. Lineage: Eukaryota; Metazoa; Chordata; Actinopteri; Atheriniformes; Atherinopsidae.